Cuscuta campestris is the source of this 1287-nucleotide messenger RNA. NCBI's taxonomy places the organism in Eukaryota, Viridiplantae, Streptophyta, Magnoliopsida, Solanales, Convolvulaceae. The record is from the annotation of a GenBank genome assembly.
GAGUCUCUCGGGAGGCUGGAUUAGCCACAAGUUGUGGUGAACCAGGGUAAAUUUGAUGUGCCUCUCACUCUUCUCUUUACUUCUCCUUUAAAUUUUUUAUUCCUACGAUUUCUACGAUCAAAUGCUAUUCACCCCCCUCUAGCGUUGGUCUUUUAUUCUAACAAUUGGUAUCGGAGCCUAACUCGCGUCCAAACUUAACCGUUUGAGAGAAAAGCGAUCAUGGGUUCUUCUUCUAGAAAUCUUUACGCAGGGAUCGGAGAAGGUCAAUCAACUUCUAGGCCACCACUCUUUGAUGGCACCAACUACACAUAUUGGAAAGAGCGGAUGAGAAUUUAUAUCCGCUCAACCAACUUCCAGUUGUGGUUGGUCAUCAAAAACGGCGAAGAAACUCCUAUGAAGAAGGUCGGUGAAAAACUCGUCCCAAAGACCAAGGACGAAUUUGAUGCCGAAUACAUCAAAAAGGUGGAGAACUACGCCAAGGCAAUCAACAUGCUGUACUGCGCGGUCAACCCUGAUGAUUAUCGCAAGAUCUCUUGCUGCACCACCGCCAAAGAAAUGUGGGACAAGCUAGAGGUCACAUAUGAAGGAAUAGCGCUCAAAGCAACCAAAAAGACGGCGGAAGAAGUCUCAAGCGAUGAUGACAACGAGUUUGGACUCGUCAUCAAGAAAUUCCACAAAUUCAUGAAGAAGGAAUUUGAACAAAAAGGAAGAAAGCACGACAAUCCCCCGAAGUGCUAUGGCUGUGGCGAGAUAGGCCACAUCAAGCCGAGGUGUCCAAAAGGCAAAAGCGGCAAGCACAAACCUGGCUUCAAAAAGCAACGUGCCUAUAUCUCAUGGGGUGGAGACUCCGGCAACGAGUCAACUGACCAAGAAGAGGAAGAAGCCGCCAACCUUUGUCUCAUGGCACACGAAGACCACGCCGAAGAAAUACAAGAUGUGUGCUUGAAGGCGUCAAGUGUACUUUGGUACCUUGAUAGCGAAUGCUCCAAGCACAUGACCGGAGAUGCAUCCAAGUUCCUACAAAUCAAACCCGCUAAAGGAGGAAACGUAGUCUUCGGAGAUAAUAGAAAGGGAAAAAUUAUCAGCGUCGGUUCAGUAGAUAAUCCUCGCUUGGCGAGAAAGGAUAUUUGUAAUGAUCUUGAAGAUUCAUUAGAUAGAAUACACGUCGAAGACGAUGAAGAAAACGGGAAUAUACACCAACACGCAGCCACAAGUUGGGGAGAUACCUCAAGAGACUAACCAAGGGACAGUUCGAGGUGAAGGAAUCCGAAAGUCAGGGGGAACCAG